CUAAAUAGACGAUGCUUACCAUCAUUCUUAGUAGUCAAUGUUAAGCAUAGCACUGGAUCCUAAAUACCAUCACAUUUGUAUGAUCUGGUGAUGCCAACAAAGUUACAGAAACGCUCGGCGGCCAAAGGGGGCUUCCAAGGCAACAUAGCCUCAUUUUUCUCCCCAAAGGUGGUGGGCUCAUGUUCCUACAAGAAGAAUGUGCCUGUUAAGACUGAGGAGGUGGAGGAUACGGAAAAUGUCCCCCUUUCCCCUGAGUGCACUAUUGUACCAGAGACACCAGACAGCCUCAUCAAGCCACACAACCACUCAGGUGUAGACCAUGAUGUGACGCGCUCACCUGUCUCCCGUAGCCCUUCCUCCAGGGGCUCAGCUGUGAAGAACAACCUCUUUACCAGGAUGCCCAUGCGGCCACUGCAAAAUGAGAGUCCCAAAGCUAAGGACCAGGACAAUUCGAAGAGUGACCGCAGUCAUGUGGCCUCUGCAAAAAGGCGGAUGUUUUCCCCUGACGAGCCCCAGAGAGCGAAGCGAGUCAGAGCCAUGCCUGUUAAGAGACCCAGUCGAAGCCCACUGAAGGACCCCAGCUCCUCUGCUGCUAAUGGCCUUAAUGACUAUAUUGAGGAGAUACGCUGCCUCAAAAGUACAAAUUCCCAUACCAAACCAGGACAAAACACCAAGCAAGCUCCAAAACCCCUUAAAGCAGGACAGAUUACUUUUACGACUGACCGUAAAAAAUCAGGACCUGUGCCCCAAGACUCCAGAAGGGAGAAGACACUGAGCGAAGCCAGUUGUUCUCAUUCCAACAAAGGCAAUGGUAUUGGCGGAAGCACUUUCACUUCGAUAUCAAAACCGAAACCUGUCGAGGACUAUGACUUUUCAAGAGAUUUGGCAAUCAAUGGAGAGCUGGUUUGUUCCUUCACAUGUGACGUACCUGAAGAACCUACAAGAAGCAUGGAGUCAACUCUCUUUCAUCCAUCCAGGGGUGGUAUUGCAGAUAUUUGCCAAGCGAAGCACAGAAGCCCAGAUGGGAAAGCAACCCAGGAUGAUCUUCAGGAGGAAUUGGAUGAUAGUUGGUUUGAUGAGAAAAUGGAGCCAUUUGCCACUGAGCCCAAAGAGAAGCUGUCAAAAUCUGAAAAAACAAAAGGCAUUCCAGAUAAUGUCAUAUUGUCUACUGGCUUACACAAUCGGUACUGGGUCCUGGAUAUACAGGAAACGACCGGUCCUCAUGGUUAUCUGGAAAAACACUUAACCAUAACAGCCUCCAAGACCACACAACCCACAGAGACCUGUAUCUUGAAAGAUGGCUGGGAGAGCACGCCCGUUGCGGUGGGUGACAUUGUCCACGUGGAGGGUGAGUGUGUCUCAGGGACGUGGGUGAUUGGCAGAGACUUGGGCUUCCUGGUGCUGCUACCGGACGUCCUCAUAUCUGGCACCAGCAUCGCCAACAGCAUCCGGUGCAUGAGAAGAGCUGUGCUGGGGGAGAUAUUUAAGGGUUUUGAUGGAGGAUCUAAACAGAUGCUGACUGGUACCAUAAUUCAUGAGAUCUUUCAGAGGGCAGCCAUGUCCAUGAACUUCUCUGAGGAGAGGUUGAAGAAACUUGCCCAGGAUGCCCUUCUCAGUCCAAACUAUUUGGGUCAAAUAUACAGCCUCAGUCUGCCACAGGAGGACAUCAGGCAGGGUGUUGAGGAGUACUUACCAUCCCUCUCAGAGUGGGCUAAAGAUUACUUGGACUCCUCUUCACACUCUGGCAACAAGCCACUAACACUGAAACUACCCAGUGAUGGGAGGCUGAAUAAACAGGACAGUGGCUGCACAGUGACCGUCACAGAUUUCACUGACAUCGAGGAGAACAUCUGGUCACCUCGUUUCGGCCUGAAGGGCAAGAUCGACGUGACUGCAAGCGUGCGUAUCCACCGUCGGGGUCGGAGAUCAAUAGAACGCGUGGUCCCUCUGGAGCUGAAGACGGGCAAGGAGUCCAAUUCCAUCGAACACCGCAGCCAGGUCAUCUUGUACACACUAAUGAGCCUGGAGAGGAGAGCUGAUCCCGAGGCUGGGUUCCUAAUCUACCUGAAAACCGGCAGCCUGCAUCCCAUCGUGGGAAACCACGUGGACAGGAGAGAGCUGAUAAAAUUGAGGAAUAUGCUGGCACACCAUCUUGGCAACAACUUGGAGAAAGCCGAAGGCGGGUCGUCAACACGCCUGACACCUUUACCUGAUGUCAUAUCCGAUCAGCAGGCCUGCAGAUACUGUCCUCAGAAGCAAAACUGUGCCGUGUAUAACAAAGCUCUGGAGAGGGACCCAUCUGGUGACCCUAGUGGCCCUGAGCCGCCCUUCCUGGAGCAGGAGAGCGAGCACCUGAGCCUGCCCCACCUGCACUACUUCAGCCACUGGGUGCUGCUCUGCGCCCUGGAGGCCCGCACCAUGGAGGCCAAAGGAGGCCGCCGCAACAUCUGGCUCCAGUCAGCCCAGGAGAGGGAGAAGAGUGGUGGUUGUCUUGGGAACCUCCUCAGGACAGGCAAAGUGACCGCACUGGCUGACGAUGUUCACCAGCACUUCUUUGAGCGGCAGGGUGGCAUCCAGGCCCUGACCGGUCUGGUUGUCGGUGACCGUGUGGUGGUCAGUGACCAGGACUCCAAACUCAUCGGUGUAGCAACCGGAUUCGUGACUGAGGUUUCCAAUGCUGGAGUGAGCUGCUCUUUAGAUCGGGAUCUGUCUAGGCUUCCUGCAAACAUGGUGUUCCGUUUGGACCAGGACGAGGGUGCAGGAGGACUGAGCACCCACUUCGGAAACAUCUCAAAGCUGAUGGAAAAUUCCCCGACAAGCCAAAGGUUACGGGAGCUGAUAGUGGAUUUCCGUCGUCCUCAAUUCAUAGACAGCCUGAGCAGCGUUCUACCACGAGAUGCCAAAGAUACCGUUGCCAACAUCCUAAAAGGCCUCAACAAGCCUCAGAAGCAGGCCAUGAAGAAAGUGCUUUUAUCAAAAGAUUACACUCUGAUUGUGGGAAUGCCUGGCACCGGCAAAACCACCACUAUUUGCACACUGGUGCGGAUUCUCCACGCUUGCGGCUUCAGUGUCCUACUGACCAGUUACACCCACUCUGCUGUGGACAACAUCCUCCUCAAGCUCAAGAAGUUCAAGAUUGGCUUCCUGCGGCUGGGUCGGGCACAGAAGGUGCAUCCUGAUAUCAGACCCUUCACGGAUGAGCAGUGCCGAGCCAAAGGCAUUACCAACCUCUCUGAUCUCGAACACCUCUACAACAAGGAGCUGGUGGUAGCCACCACCUGUAUGGGUGUGAAGCACGCCCUCUUCAGCCGGCGGCGCUUUGACUUCUGCAUCGUGGACGAGGCCUCUCAGAUCAGCCAGCCCGUGUGCCUGGGACCGCUCUUCUACGCCCAGCGCUUCGUCCUGGUGGGGGACCACCAACAACUGCCUCCCAUCGUCCAGAACUCCGAGGCCAGAGCUCUGGGUAUGGAUGAGAGCCUGUUCAAGCGUUUGGAGCAUCACUCCAAUGCAGUGGUCCAGCUUACCGUGCAGUAUAGGAUGAACAGUAAGAUCAUGUCUUUAAGCAACGCAUUGAUGUAUGAAGGCAAACUUGAGUGUGGAUCAGAGAGGAUGGCGAGUGCAGUUCUAAAGCUGGCCACCAGGGACAGCGUGGAGCAGGAUCUGGAGCUGUUUGUAGGCCAGGAGGAGUACACAGCCUGGAUCCGAACAGCCCUGCAGCCUCUCACCCCGGUCUGCUUCCUGGACACCACCAAGGUUCCUGCUAUUGAGACCGUGGAGAAAGGAGGCAUCAGCAACCAUAUUGAGGCCACACUGGUACAUGCCAUCGUCAGCCUGUUGCUCAAGGCUGGCUGCAAAGCGGCAGAUAUUGGCAUCAUUGCACCAUACCGGCAGCAGCUGAAGGCCAUCUCUGGCCUGCUGGACAGUCCGGCCUUCAGUGCCGUGGAGGUAAACACGGUGGACAAAUACCAGGGCCGCGACAAGAGCGUCAUCAUAGUGUCCUUUGUGAGGAGUAGCAUGGAGGCUAAUAUGGGGGAGCUGCUGAAGGACUGGAGGAGGCUGAACGUGGCCAUCACCAGAGCGAAGCACAAGCUUAUCAUGAUUGGCUCAGUGAGCACGCUCCGUCGCUACGCACCCCUGGAGAAGCUUCUCAGCCACCUGGAGCAGGAGAGCAUGGUGUUCCAGCUCCCGGUGGCAGCACAUGAGGCACUGCCCCCAACAUUCCUCUGAAGUACGCUGCCCACCGGCCAUCAGAUGACCUCAGUUUUACACUGAACCUCAUACUCAAAACCCACCCUACCUAAGUAAUAUGGUGCUUAGUCUGUUCUUUUGAAAGAACAUUUCACUGUGAAACUUUUCCUUUUAUGAAGUUCUCAUGCUGUUUAUGCAUGUUGACUGUGGAUGCUAUUAGCUACUUUUGUCAGACCUCUAAUUCAACUAAUAUUAUGAAUUUAUUAAUGUGAUUUUAGGAUGUAUGUGUAUUUGUAAAUUGGUAUGUAUGUUUUAAUUUUGUACUUG
Molecule: messenger RNA, 4515 nt
Organism: Alosa alosa (allis shad)
Lineage: Eukaryota; Metazoa; Chordata; Actinopteri; Clupeiformes; Clupeidae
Gene: dna2
Product: DNA replication helicase/nuclease 2
Exons: 23
Coding region: 91-4227 (1378 amino acids)
Biological process (GO): replication fork reversal
Cellular component (GO): cytoplasm
Molecular function (GO): 5'-flap endonuclease activity; single-stranded DNA helicase activity
Source: RefSeq, a predicted model, not a curated record